Molecule: messenger RNA, 3226 nt
Organism: Notolabrus celidotus (New Zealand spotty)
Lineage: Eukaryota; Metazoa; Chordata; Actinopteri; Labriformes; Labridae
Product: DNA ligase 1-like
Exons: 6
Coding region: 254-1516 (420 amino acids)
Source: RefSeq, a predicted model, not a curated record
AUGGGCCACAGACCAGGCUCUGAGAAACAUUAAUCCGCCCCGAGUUACACAGAUGAAGCAGUUUGUUCACACACUGGGGGAAACGGGACGAUAAUCUGACAUCUCUGGCACCUCACCAGGGUCUGAUCUAGUCUUGGUCACCUGACACCGCACACACACCGUGUUCGGCUCCACCUCGCGCGGCGGGUGUGUGACAAGAUCCAGCCCGUUAUUUCAAGGUUAUCUCCUGCAGGAGCCUCACUUUACGGAUCCUAUGGGAUUUCUGAUCACCACAGUUUUCCUCUGGGCUGCUGUCGGAGUGGGAAGCCGCCCAGUAAACUCACCUCUUAAUGAUGCAAAGGUUGAAUGUAUUAUUCAAGAAACACUGAAUGAGGACAGGUCACAUCAUGAGUGCAGCCCAAGACUAGAAGAGGAACUUGAUGAAGUACAAAUACAUCAGGGUCUGCUCAGGGAGCUGCAGAGUCUGGCAGGUGAUGAGAGAGAUCGAGAGCGAGAUGACGAGAGGGAGCGAUAUGACUAUAGCCCUGCUGAAGACGAGAGCGACUUUGAGGAUGAAGAUGAGGAGAAAAAGGAGGAGAGUGACGUGACCAGCCCUACACAAAAAACGGAUGAAAAGAAAGACACCAAGACAGAGGAAGAUGACACUAAAGAAAAGACGAAGGAGGAGCAACAUGUUGAAGACAAAGGGGGUGACACUGAAGAGGAGAGAGCCAAGGAGCUGGAGGAGCUGCUAGCUGAGGAGAUCAGAAAGAAAGGGAAGGAGGAGGGGAACGAUGAGGAGCUGCUGAAAGAGCUGAAAAGGAAACGAUACGAGGCGUUGAAGGACAGGGAGAGCCUUAAAGCCUCUGGAGCGGGGCAAAAAGAGGAAGCGAAGAAACAGGAUGACAAAGACAAGGAUGCUGCAACAACGGAGGACUUGGAAAAACAGAGGAUGGAUGAGAGGAAGAAGAGUGAGGUGGAAUUGAUGGUGGAGAAGGAGAAGGUGGAGAAAGAGCUAAAGGAGCUGCUCAAGGAGAAGGAGAGCAAAAGCAGGCCAGAGCAGGAGAAGGAGAGGAAGGAGAAGCAGGAGGAGCUGGAGGAACUCGUAAGGAAGAUGAAACGGGUGCAGGAGGAGGAAGGAGAGGAGGAGGUGAAGGUUGGGAAGAAAGAGGAGAGUGUUGGUAAAAAGACGCCAGAGGAGAAGAGCGAGAAGAAGGGGGGAGGAGAAGAGGAAAAGGCUGUGCAAAACACAGAGAAAGAAGACAAGACAAAGGAGGGGACUGAGGUGAAGGAGCCGCAGCAGAAGAGAGUGAUGGAGAAAGCCAGCGAUGAAGCAACACGACAGUUUGAAAGGGAGAGGGAGAAGGAUGAGGAGGACGAGGAGGAGGAAGAUGAGGAUGAAUAUGUCCGGGAAGAUGGGCAGGAAGAGGAGAAUGAAGGAGGUGAAGCUGAAGAAGAUGAAGGAGAGGAGCUGCUGGAGAUUGAAGCAGAGUUGCGCAAAGUUGCUGCAGAGCUGAGGGAGCUUCGCCGAGGAUAAGACACACACACACACAAGUGUGCACACACACACUACACAGCAGACUGACUAAACCCUUUGUUGCAUACACAGCCGCACAUUCAGCUCACACGUUUUCCUUUUAACAGCCUUCAAAUCCCCUCAGCACUCAGAGAAAUGUCUUUAGUAGAAACAUUAGUCAAAUCUGGUGCAAGCUGGUGUUUCAGUUCUGCUUUUAGAUUCCCUGGGAAAAGAUUACACUAUUUCUGCAAUGCUCAGUUGAAUGCAUCUGAGUGUUGAAGAGAGGGAGGUGCAAUUUUUUUGGGAAUCUGAAAAGCCUUUGUGUUCAUGUCCGCCUGAGUCCUGGUCUCAGUCCCUGUAAAUGCUGUUUGUAAGGUAGACAGGUGAUUGUACUCUAGUUAUAAACCGCCAUGGAUGUAAAGCGUUCCAAAACUGUCUGUACUUUUGACUGCAAAACACAAACACCAUCAUCUUUGAAAUCUCAUGAAUACUAGCAUCAGUGCUUCUUUUCUCUGCAGGUAUUAUCCUAAAGGUGUAUUCUUAACAGGAACAAAGGUUCUCUACUAGCAGUAAUGUGUGUGUUUCAAUGUAUCUUUUGUGCAAUAACUGAUAAUUAUGUGUCAGCUGUUCCUGCUGUUCUGACUGUUAACAUGUAUUACUGAUAUUUCUACACAGGAGUCAGUCAUUAUUUCCUCUUCGUUUCUUUGACGAUAGAGUAGAAACAAGGAUUGUGUUUCAUUUGGCUCAUGCACUGUUAAAACCAGACUGUUUGUGAAGAACCAGAGUGACACAAUCAAAAACAGAGGGAGUUGAUCAGACUUGUAAAUUCUGCACGGUAACACUUGUGACAGAUACUGCAGUUUGUAUUGAGUGUGGUUGGUGUGUGCGGUGACAGGAUGUGAUUUAGUUAGAGCUUACAAGGUCUAAAUGUGUUACUUCAGGUUCUCAGCCAGCUUUGCACUCUUAUCUUAACAAGCCAAGGAGGAGUCGAGGGAAGAGGGAGACACUAAAGCCAUUUUGUUGUCUUUUUGGUAACAAUUACAUUGAUAAAGGCUCAGUAUUGUUACAUCACAGUUUUCAUGGCUGUCUUGACAUUUUUGUAAAUAUAAGAUAUCACAGUCUGCAAGCCAAGGUCAUUGGAAAUAUGAAGCUGCAGCGCCCCCAAGAGGACACUGAGUAGAAAUGCACACAGUGCAGGAUGAACAGGGUUACCAUUGGAGGCCAAUGUAAUGCAAUAACACUGUAACGACUACAGCACACGUGAAUGCAAUAAUUAGCCAAAUGAUGAAUUAUUUUAUGUAUUUUAAUAUGUAAUCAAAGUGCAUCAUAUUGUACUCGUAACUCUCUUUUUCUACACGGCCAAGACUUACCACACACUAAACAGGUUCUAAUAACACAUAACAAGUCCACACUGAGGAGCUCAUUACUGUCUAUUCCAAAGAGGAGAGAUUUGCUCACUUUAGAACAUUUAAAAACAUUAAAGUACUGUUGUUUUCUUUUUCUAUAGAAGUGCAACAUGUUUGAAGAAUGUGUAACAAACAAACCAGCAAGAAAGAUGUAGAGAUGUCUGUGUGGGGGGGUCGUCAUAGGGGCACAGAGGACAUUUCAAACAACAGGAUAACAACACCAUUUGUAAUAUUACUGGCCAAUCAGAGUGCUGUAUUUUGUGCCUGCUGUAUCUUCUUCUAUGCUACCUGUCAAUCAAUAAACCCAAACUGAAUUAAACUGUAA